This is a messenger RNA of Phytomonas sp. Hart1, 726 nucleotides long. The record is from the annotation of a GenBank genome assembly. Lineage: Eukaryota; Euglenozoa; Kinetoplastea; Trypanosomatida; Trypanosomatidae.
UCAGCAAAAUUAGUAAAAAAAAAGUUCUAUGACCACACUACCCCCAUGCGAUCCGGAGGCAUUACUUUUUGGAAUGCUUGGUGCAGCUGCAUCGUUAGCUUUGGCUAAUAUCGGUGCCGCUUACGGAACCGCUAAGGCAGGUGUAGCGGUUGCACAGUUAGGUAUUCUUCAUCCGAAUCGAGUAAUGCGUGGUAUCGUUCCAGUCGUUAUGGCGGGUAUUUUAGGAAUUUACGGUCUCAUUGUUUCUGUUAUAAUCUGCAAUAACAUGAAGACAUCUGGGUAUUCGCUUUUUUCUGGUUACUUACAUUUUGGUGGAGGUCUGGGUGCUGGCUUUGCGUCUCUUGCCUCCGGUUAUGCCAUCGGUGUUGUUGGUGAUGUGUGUUGCCACGCUUACGCUAAAACGGAAAAAAUUUUUGUGCCCAUGAUUCUUAUGCUUAUUUUUGGAGAGGCACUUGGAUUAUUUGGCCUCAUUACGGCACUAUUAAUGAGCAGUCGCGCAAACGCUGCUGUCGGUCGAUGCAAGUAAAAUAUUCCAAUACUUUCCUAGGGUGAAAUAUUUCCUUUGUAUCUCGUUUUCGUAAAUGUUUCUUUCUUCCUGUCGCUGUGAAUGGAUAUUUAUGCAUGUGGUGACGACUAGUAAGUGUAAUACACUUCUGUUAUAAAACACAUUGUAGUCUUUCCCCUUUCCUUUAUAGUGAAUGCAAUUUGAUCUGCUUGUGACCAUUA